Molecule: messenger RNA, 638 nt
Organism: Amoebophrya sp. A25
Lineage: Eukaryota; Dinophyceae; Syndiniales; Amoebophryaceae
Source: the annotation of a GenBank genome assembly
GAAAAAUGUGGCGCUCGCUGUCUUCGUUCGUCCUCAUCUGUCUCAGAUGCUUUCGCCGUCUGCCUUGGUAACAGUGUAUUGCUCCUCGUCUACCUCCGCGAGUAGUACCGAAAGGGCUACAUGCUAGUAGCUUACGGACACGGGAUUUUACAUUUCCACCUUGCGCAAAAUAACAGCUUCAAUCGUCCACCACCAUGAUGAACGCCAGCGCUUCCACCAGCACCAGUCAAACCAAGAACGCGACGCCAGCAAGGACAAGAAAACGCUGGAAACUUCUUAAGGCAGGUUUUAAGAAGCUACUGCCUUAUGCUUAUCGUGUGGCUUUAUUUAACUCGCCAAAGAGCAUUCGCACGCAUCUCGUUCACGACGAUAUGCGUGACGCAUCUUCUCAAGGGGCUAGUGGGUGCGUGAAGAACGUAGUAUAACUAUAAGUCGGAGCGCCUACAUUUACGCCUUUUCGUAGGCGCGGCCAACCGACAGGUAGAAGUAGAACGCACUGCGUCAGCCUCAGCAUCAAACUAAAGGGCCUCCCACUCUAAACCUUCUCGCCAAAUGCAGCAAAUCAAUGCGGGAACCAGUAGCGAUAGAGACUGAGAUAGGCGACAAUCGUGCUGAAGAAGACGGAAAUCAGAAGGGGG